AGUGACUUGCUGGAUGCUACAGCUCUGGUCAUAUUAGACUCAUUAAUAUUAAGACUUUGAGCUUGGAGAACUGUGCUAACAUAACAUAUCUCGUGUAUGUUGUUCUCUUUUAUCUGCUAUAUUAUACUUCCUUAGCUUUUCCAUAAACACAAGAAAAAAGGUCAGGUUUCUAGUUAUGCUUUUCUUUUUCCACUACCAUUAUUCUCCUCCUUUUCCUGUUCAGCUUCAACACAAUUUCAGGAUCCUGUUCUUCCUCUCAUGAUGCCACAAUCUGUUUUAUUUUAUCAAAAUAUCACUAGUUUUCCGCAGACACUCUAGUUGGUACUUGUUUUGUCUAGAUAUGCUCUUUAUUGUUGUGGGAGCAGCUCACCUGUUCUUUCUCCUCCUUUGUCUGUCCUUUUUCUUGUAAUUUUGUUAGAUGUUGUCUCUGUGAGAAGUGAAUUGUCUAUGAAAAUCAUAAUGCAAAUUGUGAAGAACUAGAGUUCAGGCCAAGUUACCACCUUUUGUUUGGUGUUUCUUUUUUAUCAAUUUUGCUUCAUCCAUCUUAUCCUGUGCUUCUUUGACUCAAUUACCUCAUGAGGAACUUCAAGGCUUUUAGUCAUGCCAUAAUUGGUCUCUUCAUUAUCUCUAUGAGUGCAAGGUGUUGUGGACAAGUGGAACUUGACACAGCUCCAAUGAAGAAGGCUGAGAGGGAUGCUCUAUACUCCACCAUUCAAGGCUUUGUUGGUGAUUGGUGGAAUGGCUCAGAUCUCUAUCCAGAUCCUUGUGGUUGGACUCCUAUUCAGGGGGUCUCUUGUGAUCUGUUUAAUGGAUUUUGGUAUGUUACUGUCUUGAACAUUGGACCAAUCCACGACAAUUCUCUAAGUUGUGGCAAAAUUUUGGCAUUCAGGCCACAGUUGUUUGAACUGAAGCACCUUAAAGCUAUAUCCUUUUUCAAAUGCUUUGAACCACAACACAAGCAUCCAGUUACCAUCCCCAAUGCAAACUGGGAAAAACUGGCUGACAGUUUAGAAUCACUUGAAUUUAGAUCAAACAAAGGUCUCAUUGGAAAAAUUCCCUCAAGUUUUGGUGUCCUCAGGAACCUUCAGUCACUAGUACUAUUAGACAAUGGCUUAACGGGCGAAAUUCCACCAGAUAUUGGCAACCUCAACAAGUUGAAGAGGCUUGUUCUUGCUGGUAACUAUUUAACUGGACACAUUCCAGAUAUUUUUACUUCACUAGGUGAGUUACUAAUACUUGAUUUAAGUAGAAAUUCACUAUCUGGUACUUUACCUUUGACUCUUGGGAGGCUAACUUCCCUUUUGAAGCUUGAUGCGAGUCAUAACAACUUGGAGGGGAAUCUCCUUAAAGAAUUUGCUUAUCUUAAGAAUCUGACCCUUAUGGACCUUAGGAGUAACAGAUUCUCUGGAGGGUUGACCUUAAGUAUUCAAGAGAUGUAUUCUUUAGAGGAAAUGGUUCUGUCCAACAACGCAAUAGGUGGAGAUAUCAGGUCUCUAAAGUGGCAAAACCUUCAUAACCUGGUAAUUUUGGAUCUCUCUAACAUGUGGUUGGCAGGGGAAAUUCCUGAGUCUAUAUCAGAAUUGAAGAGGUUGAGAUUUUUAGGCCUUAGUGACAACAACAUAACAGGCAAACUUUCACCAAAACUAUCAACUCUUCCUUGUCUGAGUGCACUAUAUGUUAGUGGCAACAAUCUAGCAGGAGAGCUUAAAUUCUCUAUGGAGUUUUAUGGAAAAAUGGGAACACGUUUUGGGGCCUGGAACAACCCCAGCCUUUGCUACCCUGUUGAAGUAAUGUCCACAAGUCAUGUUCCAUUUGGGGUAAAACCAUGCCAGCAAGAGAUCAAAUUGCAAAAAUCUAAUACAACUUUUGAAGGGGAUGUGAACAAGACUUAUCAUUCCAUUUCCACCACACCCUCUUCAGGAUUUAUGAGUCAUGCCCCUAAUGGUUUCUGCUGCACUUUUCUCUUCAUCAUGGUUCUCUUGAAUUCUUAUGUAGGUCUUUAAUCAAGAAGAGAGUACUUUUUAGGGGUAUCAAUCAAUUACAGCGACAUGUAUUGUUCUUUUGUGUUUUGUUCUGACAUAAGGUGGCAGUCUUUUUUCAAUUUGUUAGUUGUCCUUAUCUUAACAUGUUUCAGCUGAAUUAAUCUGUCUAUUUAAUGUUUGUAUAUAAUUACAUUAAGGGUUGCGCAAAUUUUUUAUUA
This is a messenger RNA of Cajanus cajan (pigeon pea), 2200 nucleotides long. RefSeq lists its product as uncharacterized. Gene Ontology annotation, molecular function: protein binding. NCBI's taxonomy places the organism in Eukaryota, Viridiplantae, Streptophyta, Magnoliopsida, Fabales, Fabaceae. The record is from RefSeq and is a predicted model, not a curated record.